This is a messenger RNA of Castor canadensis (American beaver), 4472 nucleotides long. The record is from RefSeq and is a predicted model, not a curated record. Lineage: Eukaryota; Metazoa; Chordata; Mammalia; Rodentia; Castoridae.
CCCCCCACUACAGGGCAGGGCGGGAGGAGGCUGAUUUACAAGGCAGAUAGAUGGGCCUCUGCCCAGAGGAGCUCUGAGCUCUGCACGCAGCCACUGUCACUCCGUGGGCUAUAAGAGCACCCAGACUUCCGGACCAGCUCUGGGCGGGUGCCAUGUGAGCUCAGCUUGGCUUCCCCUCCUGCUGGCCCUCCUUCCUUCCCUCCUCCUGCCCGCUGGUGUCUGCCCAGCCUCUCCAAAGAGGGACACUUAGCAUCAUGUCUCUGCUUAACCCCGUCCUGCUGCCUCCCCAGGUGAAGGCCUAUCUGAGCCAAGGGGAGCGCUUCAUCAAGUGGGAUGAUGAAACCACAAUAGCCUCCCCGGUUAUCCUCCGCGUGGAUCCCAAGGGCUAUUAUUUAUACUGGACAUAUCAGAGAAUGGAGUUUCUUGAUAUCACUAGCAUCCGGGACACCCGUUUUGGGAAGUUUGCCAAGAUACCCAAGAGCCAGAAGCUCCGGGAUGUCUUCAACAUGGACUUUCCAGACAACCACUUCCUGCUGAAGACCCUCACGGUGGUGUCGGGCCCUGACAUGGUGGAUCUCACCUUUCACAACUUCGUCUCCUACAAGGAGAAUGUGGGCAAGGACUGGGCUGAGGAUGUACUGGCCUUGGCUAAGCACCCAGCGACAACCAAUGCCCCCCGCAGCACUUUCCUGGAUAAGAUCCUGGUGAAGCUCAAGAUGCAGUUGAACCCUGAAGGGAAGAUUCCAGUGAAGAAUUUUUUCCAGAUGUUUCCUGCUGACCGAAAGCGAGUGGAAGCUGCUCUCAGUGCCUGCCACCUUGCAAAAGGCAAGAAUGAUGCUAUCAAUCCUGAGGACUUCCCAGAGUCCGUGUACAAGAGCUUCCUCAUGAGCCUCUGUCCUCGGCCAGAAAUCGAUGAGAUCUUCACUUCCCACCAUGCUAAAGCUAAACCUUACAUGACCAAGGAACACCUGACCAAAUUCAUCAACAAGAAACAGCGGGACUCUCGGCUCAACUCCUUGCUGUUCCCACCAGCACGGCCUGACCAGGUGCAGGGUCUCAUUGAGAAGUAUGAGCCCAGCGGUAUCAACGUGCAGAGGGGCCAGCUGUCACCCGAGGGCAUGGUCUGGUUUCUCUGUGGACCAGAGAACAGUGUACUGGCCCAAGACAAACUGCUGCUCCACCAAGAUAUGACACAGCCACUCAAUCACUACUUCAUCAACUCUUCACACAACACCUAUCUGACAGCUGGCCAGUUCUCAGGCCUUUCCUCGGCUGAGAUGUACCGCCAGGUGCUGCUGUCGGGCUGCCGUUGUGUGGAGCUGGACUGCUGGAAGGGAAAGCCCCCUGACGAGGAGCCCAUUAUCACACACGGCUUUACCAUGACCACUGACAUCUUGUUUAAGGAAGCAAUUGAAGCAAUUGCAGAAAGUGCCUUUAAGACCUCCCCCUAUCCUGUCAUCCUGUCAUUUGAAAACCACGUGGACUCAUCCCGCCAACAAGCUAAAAUGGCCGAAUACUGCCGGACCAUGUUUGGGGAUAUGCUGCUCACAGAGCCCCUGGAAAAGUUCCCACUGAAACCAGGUGUCCCUCUGCCCAGCCCUGAGGACCUCCGGGGCAAAAUCCUCAUCAAGAAUAAGAAGAACCAGUUUUCUGGUUCAACGGUUCCCAGCAAGGAGCCUGAUGGGGAGGCUGAGGACAGCUGCCCUCCCAGUGCCCCCUCGGGGGAGGACACAGUGUGGGCUGCUGAGGAAGGGGCUGAGCUGGAGGAGAUGGAAGAGGAGGAGGAGGAGUCAGGGAACCUGGAUGAAGAAGAGAUGAAGAAGAUGCAGUCGGAUGAGGGCACAGCGAGCCUGGAGGUGACAGCUUAUGAGGAGAUGUCCAGCCUCGUCAAUUACAUCCAGCCCACCAAGUUUGUCUCCUUUGAGCUCUCUGCCCAGAAGAACCGAAGUUACAUCAUCUCUUCCUUCACGGAGCUCAAGGCCUAUGACCUGCUCUCUAAGGCCUCGGUGCAGUUUGUGGACUACAACAAGCGCCAGAUGAGCCGCAUUUACCCCAAGGGCACCCGCAUGGACUCUUCCAAUUACAUGCCCCAGAUGUUCUGGAACGCUGGCUGCCAGAUGGUAGCCCUCAACUUCCAGACCAUGGACCUGCCCAUGCAGCAGAACAUGGCGUUGUUCGAGUUUAAUGGGCAGAGUGGCUACCUCCUCAAGCAUGAGUUCAUGCGCCGACCGGACAAGCAGUUCAAUCCCUUCUCCGUGGACAGCAUCGAUGUGGUGGUAGCCACCACCCUUUCCAUUACGGUGAUCUCUGGGCAGUUCUUGUCAGAACGCAGUGUGCGCACCUAUGUGGAAGUGGAGCUGUUUGGCCUUCCAGGGGACCCCAAGAGGCGCUAUCGCACCAAGCUGUCACCCAAUACCAACUCCAUCAAUCCUGUCUGGAAGGAGGAACCCUUUGUCUUUGAGAAGAUCCUGAUGCCUGAGCUGGCUUCCCUCAGGGUGGCUGUGAUGGAAGAAAGCAACAGAUUUCUUGGACACCGCAUCAUCCCCAUCAAUGCCCUUAAUUCUGGAUAUCACCAUCUGUGCCUGCACAGUGAGAGCAACAUACCCCUCACCAUGCCUGCACUCUUCGUCUUCCUGGAGCUGAAGGACUACGUCCCUGACACCUGGGCAGAUCUCACUGUGGCCCUCACCAACCCCAUCAAGUACUUCAGUGCCCACGAUAAGAAGUCUGUCAAGCUCAAGGAAGCCACGGGAAGUCUGCCUGAGAAGCUCUUCCCAUCUGGGAGUCCAGUUUCCCGCCAGGUCAAUGGGUCGUCAGUCCCAGCAAGCAAUGGAUCAGCAGCAGCUGGAGUCAAGGAGCAGGCGCCGAAAGAGGCUGUGGAGCCGCAGACAGCCAGCCCCGAGGAGCUGCGCGAGCUGAAGGGCGUCGUGAAGCUGCAGCGGCGGCACGAGAAGGAGCUGCGGGAGCUGGAGCGGCGUGGCGUGCGGCGCUGGGAGGAGCUGCUGCAGCGCGGUGUGGCUCAGCUGGCCGAGCUGGGGCCGCCGGCCGGGAUCUGCAAGCUCCGCCCUGGCAAGGGCUCCCGCAAGAAGAGGAUCGUGCCCUCCAGCGAGGAGCCCGCGGGGGCUGCGCCCAGCGAGAGCAUCGAGGGUGCAGACCCACGCGUGCAGGAGCUGAAGGACAGGCUGGAGCAGGAGCUGCAGCUGCAGGGUGAGGAGCAGCACCGGUGCAUCCUGAAGCGCAAGGAGCAACACGUGGCUGAGCAAAUCGCCAAGAUGAUAGAGCUGGCCAAAGAGAAACAGGCCUCUGAGCUGAAGACCUUCAAGGAGACCUCAGAAAUUGACACCAAAGACAUGAAGAAAAAGCUGGAGGCCAAGAGGCUGGAGCGAAUACAGGCCAUGACCAAAGUCACCACAGACAAGAUGGCUCAGGAGAGGCUAAAGAGAGAGAUUAACAACUCCCACAUCAAGGAAGUGGUGCAGGCUGUCCAGCAGAUGAAGGAGACCAUGGAGCAGCACCAGCAGAAGCUAGAGGAGAAGCAGGCAGCCUGCCUGGAACAGAUCCGGGAGAUGGAAAAGAAGUUCCAGCAGGAGGCCCUGGCAGAGUAUGAGGCCAGGAUGGAGGGCCUGGAGGCCGAAGUCAAGGAGUCAGUAAGAGCCUGCCUCAAGGGCUGCUUCCCCUCCGAGACUGAGGACAAGCCUGAGAGAGCCCUUGAGGCCUCCAAGGAGCCCUGUGAACAGGAUCCUCUCACAGACAAGGCAGACACCCAGGAGAGCCGCCUCUGAUGCCCCCAGCCCACUGGGACAUUUAGCAAGGAUGUUCAGACCCUUAUCUGGGACAUGGCCCCAUCCUCCAGGAAGAAAGGAUGUGCAGGAAGCUGGGGUCCCUUUGGAAGCUGCAGCCCCCUCCUCAAUAGCCAGGCUAGAGGAGGGGCAAAAACCAGGUACCACCAGGGCAGGGGACCUAGAAUCUUCUCCAAGCUCACUUCUUGUUCCCAUCCUUCCCCUUGGCUCUGGAUAAGUGUCAUAUAUUUGUUAAGGACGUGCGAUACAGGCAGGAAAUAGAGUUCUUUCCAAGUGGUUCAAACAGGCCAGACCCUCCUAUUAGGAUGUGGACACCUCACCUGGACUUUUGGGCCACAUCUCAGGUCUGUCCUGAGUAGGUCAGCUCCUUGAAGCAGAGCCUGGCACUACCUCAAAGCUCCCUGGGCACAGCUGCUCCCAGGAUUCCAGCUGAGGUCCCUGCCCUCAUCACCUGCUGACAUGGAAAGCUGCCUCAGCUGACUGUCCCUUGCCCAUGACACACAUGGGGCUGUGGCUGGUGGAGGGAAGCUAGAUGGCCUCAUGGGCACUUUUCCUAGGCCUGGGAACCAUGUACCACACUCAGGCUGCUUGAUAUGGGCAGCAUUGUUUGCUCCCCUGAAUUUAUAAGAUUUAUUUAUUUUUCUUCUUCCUACUUCUACUAAAGGAUCCUGA